AUGGUCAUCCGCUUCAACAACGGCGAGCUGACCAAGUGCCAGAACGCGUGGAAGCCCACUAUGAAAAGGAGCAUGCCGGAGACAGACCCGGAAAAGCUGAAAACGGAGGACCUCCUGAGGAAAGUCCGGGCCAUUCUAAAUAAGCUGACUCUGGAGAGGUUCAGUCAGCUGGUGGAGCAGCUGCUGGGUUUGAGCAUCGACUCCACGGAGCGGCUCACUGGCAUCAUGGACCUGGUCUUUGAGAAGGCCAUCGAUGAGCCCAGCUUCUCCGUGAUGUACGGCCAGCUGUGCCACCGCCUCGCCCCUACCGCAGAGCGGGAGCGGCGUGAGGAGCUGGAGCUUGAGAAGAACAAGGCUCGGAGGCGCUCAGUUGGGCUGGUGAAACUUAUCGGUGAGCUCUUCAAGCUGAAGAUGACCACCGCAGCCUUUAUUUUCGACUGUGUCCACAAGCUGCUGAAGACACAGGAAGAGAAUUCUCUGCAGUGUGUGUGUGUGCUGCUAACAACUGUCGGCAAACAGCUGGAUGUGGAGGAAGCCAAGCCACAAAUGGAUCACAUAUUCAGCUCCAUAAUGAAACUGGUCAACGAGCGCCGCACAACGAGUCGGAUUCGAUUCCUGCUGCAGGACGUCAUCGAGCUAAAAGACAACAACUGGGUUCCUGGGAGGGCCGACCAGGGCCCGAAGACCAUCCUCCAGGUCCACGAGGAGGCAGAAAUGGAGGAGCAGGAGGAGCAUCGAAAAGUGAACCAGCAGCUGCUCUCCGAGGACGGCAGGAGGCGAGCAGGACCCUUCGACACUCCUCGAUUUCUUCGGGAAGAAUCAAGGAUCAGUGCUACCGGAAAGAAUCCGACCAGGUCCUUCCUACCUCGAGACACCGCCAGGGUUUCAAAGCCACAGCUUGAUCAGAAAAUCCAGCUGCGCCCACAGGGUCAAGGUUCGUGGGCACAGGGAUGUGCUGGGCGGAGUCGAGCCGGUAACUCAGCAGUGGAGCCCGUGGCCUCAACGCCAACCAGACCGGCUCUGUCUGCAGACCAGGCUGAGAGGAAGUCCAGGUCCAUCGUCGAGGAGUUCCUGCACCUCAAGGACUUCAAGGAAGCCGUGGAGUGUGUGGAGGAGCUCCACCUGGACCAGCAGCUCCACAUCUUCGUGGGUGUGGAGUUGACCCUGGAGUGGAGUCAAAGCUCCAGGGAGGAGAUGGGCCAGCUCCUCUCCCAGCUGCUUCAGCGAGGAACCCUUCCCAAGAUGCAGUUCUGCAAGGGGUUGUCGGACACACUGGAGCUGGCAGAAGACAUGGCCAUCGAUAUCCCUCACAUCUGGCUGUACUUGGCCCAGCUGCUCCGCCCAGCGCCGAGCAAGGGAGGCUUCUCCAUGGCCCAGCUCUUCAGCGAACUGAACAAAGCCCUGCAUCCUGCUGGAGGAGCCGGGCUCCUGAUUUCACAGAUACUGCAUGUGCUGUGCAAGGAGAAGGCAAGCUGGGCGGUGACGCACCGCUCUGUGGCCUCUGUUUGGAGGGAGUCUGGCCUCAGCUGGCCUGAUUUCAUAGCCGAGGGAGAGGACGUCCAGGUCUUCAUCAGUCAGCAGUGCUCGGCGGGGCCGGCGCCUGCUGGUAUUGGUCCCCUGGGGCCCAGCACCGUGGGUGCUGGAGGUCCUGGAGGGGGCCUUCCUCUGCCCACUGCUGGACCGGUGUGUGGAUGUCUGCCUGGGGUGAUAGCUGGGAUCUGGGAUAGUCGCCGGUUUUCUGGGCCCUGA
This is a messenger RNA of Salarias fasciatus (jewelled blenny), 1749 nucleotides long. Its product is annotated as eukaryotic translation initiation factor 4 gamma 3-like. Gene Ontology annotation, molecular function: protein binding; translation initiation factor activity; mRNA binding. Gene Ontology annotation, cellular component: eukaryotic translation initiation factor 4F complex. The coding region runs from base 1 to 1749 and encodes 582 amino acids. Lineage: Eukaryota; Metazoa; Chordata; Actinopteri; Blenniiformes; Blenniidae. The record is from RefSeq and is a predicted model, not a curated record. The transcript is spliced from 14 exons.